This is a messenger RNA of Bufo bufo (common toad), 1122 nucleotides long. Its product is annotated as ras-like protein family member 11A-like. The transcript is spliced from 4 exons. The record is from RefSeq and is a predicted model, not a curated record. Lineage: Eukaryota; Metazoa; Chordata; Amphibia; Anura; Bufonidae. The coding region runs from base 179 to 907 and encodes 242 amino acids. Gene Ontology annotation, molecular function: GTPase activity; GTP binding.
AGUUCCCCUCUGCCUUUGAGCGAGUCCCUCAGUGUGGGGACAGUUCUGUCUUGGCUAUGGAGGUCUCAGCAGCCUGACCUACAUUCAAACAAUGAUAUUGGAUUCGAGAAGCUGCGGAACCUAAUAUUAACACCUCAUCAUUCCCAUUGGACUUUUUCCGUACUCGUCCCCAUAGACUAUGUCCCAGUAUUCCCAUAACUAUCUACUAGUUCCUAUCCCUGAAUACCCUCUCUUGGACUGUGAUGCUAACAGGAACAUCAAGAUUGUGGUUCUGGGGGGCAGCGGUGUGGGAAAAACAGCUCUGGUCGUAAGAUUUCUUACAAAGAGAUUUAUUGGAGACUAUGAAGCAAACACUGGUGCAUUAUACUCAAGAAAAGUGACAAUCGAUGGGGAACAAAUUUCACUUCAAGUGCAGGACACACCCUAUGUUUCAAUGGAGGAAGACGCAGACAGUAUUUGCUGCCAGGAGCAAAUCAACCGAUCCAUUUACUGGGCAGAUGGCUUCGUUCUUGUGUUUUCAAUCACAGACUACAAUAGUUACCGAGUGAUUAGACCUCUGUACCAGCACUUACGAAAAAUUCACCCAAACACCAAAAUCCCACUUCUUCUGGUAGGAAAUAAAGCUGAUCUCUUGAGGGCCCGGCAGGUGGAAUCUGAUGAGGGGCUCCAGCUAGCCAAUGAACUGACUGGCACAUAUGCUGAAGUAUCUGCCAGAGAAAAUUAUGAAGGGGUAUAUGGAGCAUUCUACCAGCUUUGUCAAGAGGUUGGCAAGAUGAUUUUCAGUUGUAAUGGAGAAAAACGAAGAGGACUCCAUCUUGUCCGGCCUAGGUCUCCCAACAUGCAAGACCUGAAAAGACGUUUUAAGCAAGUGUUAUCCUCUAAAGUCAAGUCUACCACAACCCUCUGACCAAGACUGCACGAGUAACAGGAACUGUCACAUUUCAGAUGUAUACAUCAAAUCAACUUCCUCAUCAAAAUGUAUACCCAGAAAUUGCACUGGAACAGUUUGUGUUCCUUUGUGCGCCAACAUUGCUAGUAUUUGUGGAAUGUGGAACCUCAACAUAUUAUGCAGCUGUAUUUAACAUAUACCUGUUACAUAGAAGAAGGACUUCUGCGGGUGUU